Messenger RNA from Drosophila hydei, 2280 nucleotides. RefSeq names its product alanine aminotransferase 1. NCBI's taxonomy places the organism in Eukaryota, Metazoa, Arthropoda, Insecta, Diptera, Drosophilidae. The coding region runs from base 395 to 2170 and encodes 591 amino acids. Gene Ontology annotation, biological process: biosynthetic process. The record is from RefSeq and is a predicted model, not a curated record. Gene Ontology annotation, molecular function: pyridoxal phosphate binding; L-alanine:2-oxoglutarate transaminase activity. The transcript is spliced from 8 exons.
CUAUCAUAGGAGGCGGCGAGGUGAUGCCAAGCUAUCGAAAUACUGUCGCUACAGUCGACAAACAGCUGUUUUUAUUUCGUAGUCCAAAUUCAAAACAUAUGAACACACUGGCGCUAUUUUGCUGAGCUUCCCACAUACAUGCAUACACACACACACUUUGGAGAAUAUAUUUACGAAAUUUUACUGUGAGUAGGAACGCAAAAUCACAACAAACAAACGGAUUAAAAAUCAGCACCAGUUGACAACCACACAGCAGCAGCAGCGGUCGUGUUUUCUACCAAUUAGAUAAUCGAGCGUCAUCCGACGUACAUUUUACAAUUGGACCAGCGCCGUAUAUAGUGUGGUUUUGCAGUAACAAAAUUUCAAGAAGUUAACCAAAUUAACCGUAAAUAAAAUGAGUCGCCAACUUUUAAGGAACCCGUCAACACUGCAGCGUGCUGCCACUGUUGUAGUGACGUCGGGGCUGCCGCAUCUGGAGCUUAGCGGGGCUCGCAUCUGUCAGCUGCAGCAACAAUGUAAACUGCCAUCGAGCGUUGCCAUUCGACGCUGGAAAUCGCUGCUACAUAACAAUAACAGCGCUCAAAAGCCAGCGACCGCCACAGUCGCAACUACGACGACGGCGACGACGACAACGACAGCGACGCGACGCAGCAGUCAAGCUGAAGCAUUGAACGCGCGUGGUAGCCAUUCACCGUUUAACGCUCCUGUUCGCAACAUGUCCACCGUUAGCAAUGAUAAGGUUUUAACCAUGGACUCCAUCAAUGCCAACUAUGUGGCCAUGGAGUAUGCGGUGCGUGGACCGAUUGUCAUACGCGCUGGAGAAAUUGAAAAGGAACUGUUGAAGGGCGUCAAGAAGCCAUUCGACCGGGUCAUUCGAGCCAACAUUGGCGAUUGCCAUGCGAUGGGCCAAAAGCCUUUGACCUACUUGAGACAGCUGCUGGCCUUGACCAUGGAGCCGCGUCUAUUGGAAUCUCCCGACUAUCCGGACGACAUGAAGGAACGUGCUUGCGAGAUACUUGCCGCCUGUGCAGGAGGCUCGAUGGGCUCCUAUACGGACUCUGCGGGCAUGGAGUUUGUUCGCCGACAGGUCGCCGCCUUCAUUGAGGACCGUGAUAAGGGCGUGCCCGCUGAUUAUCAGAAUAUUUAUUUAACCGGCGGUGCAUCACCAGCCAUUAAGAGUAUCCUCACCCUGCUCAACUGCCAGAUUGAUGGUAGUGCGCCUGGUGUGAUGGUGCCCAUACCACAGUAUCCACUGUACUCGGCGACUAUCACAGAGUUGGGAAUGUGCAGGGUCGAUUACUUCCUGGACGAGGACAAAUGCUGGGGACUCGAUCGCAAAGAACUGCAGCGAUCGUACGAUGAAGCGAAGAAGAGGUGCUGCCCACGAGUGCUGGUUGUCAUUAAUCCGGGUAAUCCCACCGGACAGGUGCUCACUCGCGACAACAUCGAGGAGAUAAUCAAGUUUGCGUACGACAACAACUUGGUGAUCCUGGCCGAUGAAGUGUACCAGGCGAACGUGUAUGACAAUAACUCCAAGUUCUACUCGUUCAAGAGGAUAAUGAACGAGAUGGGCGGACCACAUCGUCAGCAGGAGCUGGUCAGCUUCCUCUCCGUUUCGAAGGGCUAUCUGGGCGAGUGCGGCAUACGCGGCGGCUACAUGGAGGUGGUCAAUGUGUGCCCCGAAGUCAAGGCCGUGCUCACCAAGUCGAUUACUGCCCAGCUGUGCAGCACCACAGCUGGCCAGGUCGCAAUGAGUGCUCUAGUGAAUCCACCCAAGCCCGGCGAGUCAUCGUAUGCACUGUACGAAAAAGAGAAGGCCGCGGUGCUGAAUGCGCUAAAAGAGCGUGCCGAAUUGGUAUACAAGACGCUAAGCAGCUUCGAGGGCUAUACGGUCAAUCCGGUCCAGGGCGCCAUGUAUGUGUUCCCCAAGAUCGAGAUACCCCCCAAGGCAGUCGAGGCGGCCAAGGCUAAGAAAAUGCUGCCGGAUGUCUUUUAUGCAUUUGAACUGCUUGAGACUACAGGCAUUUGUAUUGUCCCUGGCAGCGGAUUUGGCCAGUUGCCCGGCACCUUCCACUUCCGCAGUACCAUUUUACCACAAACGGAUGUAUUGACGGAAAUGAUGGAAAAGUUCCGCGUAUUUCAUACUGAUUUCAUGAAGAAGUACAAGUAGGAUGUGCAUAGUUGACCUAUCCAUUUUUUUUUUCAAAAUUUUAAAAUUUAACAUAAUAAAACGAAAAGAAAACUUAGUGAAAAGCAAACCCCAUUUAUAUAAUGUCUUGC